This is a messenger RNA of Rhincodon typus (whale shark), 861 nucleotides long. It is a transcript of the gene cdc25d, whose product is annotated as cell division cycle 25 homolog d. The coding region runs from base 1 to 861 and encodes 286 amino acids. Gene Ontology annotation, cellular component: nucleus; cytoplasm. Gene Ontology annotation, molecular function: protein tyrosine phosphatase activity. NCBI's taxonomy places the organism in Eukaryota, Metazoa, Chordata, Chondrichthyes, Orectolobiformes, Rhincodontidae. The record is from RefSeq and is a predicted model, not a curated record. The transcript is spliced from 8 exons. Gene Ontology annotation, biological process: G2/M transition of mitotic cell cycle; protein dephosphorylation; positive regulation of G2/M transition of mitotic cell cycle.
AUGUCCAAGCCGGAAGAUGGGUGUGCGCGAUCAGGGGUCAAUUCCUCUCCUCUGAGACAGUUCCGUGAAAAACAUACUGAACAGGCUGAUAGACAUCAACCAUCAGCUCAGAAAAAGAGAAAACACGGUAACUAUGGAAACUGGGAAACAGACCAGAGACAGCUUUAUAACCUCCGCCAGUUUUCCUGCUUCCAGGAAGUCAACGUUAAACAAAUCCCAGACUCAGAGGAGAGAGUCCUUAUUGGUGAUUUCUCUAAAGCCUGCAUCCUGCCAAUAGAAGAUGGAAAACAUCAGGAUCUGAAAUACAUUUCAGCUCACACUGUAGCCGCUCUGCUGCUUGGAGAGUAUAAACAUGUUAUCCAUGAGUACGUCAUAGUGGAUUGUCGUUACCCAUAUGAAUAUAAUGGUGGGCACAUAAAGGGAGCCCUGAAUCUGUACACAGAGGAACAGCUCAUCAGUACGUUCUUUCCAAGCCAAGUAUCGCCUUGUCCUAGGAAGCAUUGUAGGGUCAUUAUUUUCCAUUGCGAGUUCUCCUCAGAGCGAGGUCCAAAGUUUUGUCGGAGUCUCAGGAGAAUGGACCGAAAUGCAAACGUAUAUCCAAACCUCUGCUUUCCGGAGCUUUACAUUUUAAAGAACGGAUACAAGGAAUUCUUCCAGGAGUUUGCGACAUUCUGUGAACCUCGGGGAUACAUCCAAAUGCAUCACAAGGAUUACAGAGAGGAACUUCACAUGAUCCGCAGGAAAGUGCGCUUGAUGGCUGGGCAUCGCAGGCGAAAGGGACUGUUCCAAAGGCAAAUGGAUAUUGAUGGGAUAGCAGAGGUUUCAACUUCAGAACUGACCUUCAACUUCAACACUUUCUGA